AUGAGUGCGACGUCUCAGCAGCGCGAUGCCAUCUUUGCCGUCCUGCGCAGCCAGAAGGCCAACAAGAUGUGUGUCGACUGCAGGGCCAAGAACCCUACCUGGGCCUCGGUCACGUUUGGCGUCUACAUCUGCCUCGACUGCAGUAGCAUCCACAGGAACGCCGGUGUUCACGUCACCUUCGUCCGGUCGACCAACCUUGACAUCUGGCACUGGCCUCAGCUGCGCGCCAUGAAGUGCGGCGGAAACGCAGCUUUCCUCGACUUCCUCUCGCGGCAUCCGGGCUCGUACAACCCCAGCUCGACCGACACGAAGGAGAAGUACCUGUCGCGCGGCGCGCAGCUGUACAAGGAGGAACUCGCGAAGAAGAUGGCUGAGGACGAGCGGAUGUACGGCAAGGACCGUGUGGUCGUCGAGGGUGCUGCCGAUACUGCUGCCGCACCUGCGGCGAAGGCGGCUGGUGACGGCGACUUCUUCGACACGUGGGAUGCGCCUCCCUCGGCAGCGAAGAAGCCUCUCUCACCCGCUCCUGCGAUGACCCCUCCUCUUGUCGGUCUCGGCGGCUCGCGCCCCUCCACGCCAGGCGGUACUCUCCUCUCCACGCCUCCCGCGACCUCCGCUCCUCGCACCGUCACAUCCUCGUCCCUCCGCACCACCUCGUCCGCUUCGCUCAACCGGCCCAAGACGCUCGGCGCAACGCGCACGACUUCGUCCUCCGCCUCGACUUCGACCCUCUCUUCUUCGUCCGCUACCGUCGGCGCCUCCUCCGCACGAGGAAAGCUCGGAGCAGGCAAGUUGGGCGUUAAGAAGGGUGGCUCGAUCAACUUCGAGGAAGCCGAGCGCAAGGCACGCGAGGAGGAAGAGCGCAUCAAGCGACUGGGCUACGACCGUCGCAAGGAGGAGGAAGAGCAGGCUGCUGCGGCCGCCGCUGCUUCGGCUGCCUCUGCGGCUGCAGCGAGCAAGGUCGGCGCAAACGGGGCAAACUCGAAGUUGCAGGCUCAGGCGGCGGCGUUGCAGGCGAAGAAGGACAGUGGGGAGAUGGAGAGGCUUGGGAUGGGCGUUAGGAAGCUUGGGUUCGGACAGGUUGCGGGCAUGAGUGGAGAGGCGGCGGCGAGGGAGGCGGCUGCACGGAAGAAGGCCGCCGAGAGGGCUGCGAGCGGAUACGUCGAGCCUGAAGAGUCCGACUACGCGCGGAAAACCUUCGGCAACCAAAAGGGCAUUUCGUCCGACAUGUACCACCAGACCGGCUCGUACGACGCGAACGCCUCGAGGGAGGCGCAGCAGCGCUUGCAAGGCUUUUCGGGCGCGACCGCCAUCUCGAGCAACCAAUACUUCGGCCGCGACGAGGACGAGACGGAAGAGAUGGAAGAGUCGAUCCUGUCGGCCAACGGUCUUGGCAACCUCGAGUCGUCUGCGCGCGACGCCGUCAGGCAGAUCAUGGACGCGGCCGGCAUCGAGGACUUGAGCGACGUACAGAACGCGCUGAGGAACGGCGCGAUGAAGCUUGGCGACUACCUCGCCAGGUACGCCUGA
Molecule: messenger RNA, 1530 nt
Organism: Rhodotorula toruloides NP11
Lineage: Eukaryota; Fungi; Basidiomycota; Microbotryomycetes; Sporidiobolales; Sporidiobolaceae
Product: protein of Arf GTPase activating protein family
Exons: 6
Coding region: 1-1530 (509 amino acids)
Biological process (GO): COPI coating of Golgi vesicle
Molecular function (GO): GTPase activator activity
Source: RefSeq, a predicted model, not a curated record